AUGGGUACCUCUGAUUUUGCUGAAAUUGUAUCUCUUGAUGCUCAAGAGACGUGCCACUGGAUACAAGAAGAAGGUGUAGAGAAAGAAGCUAAAUGGCUGAUGUUUUCUUGUGGAAGGAUAAGAAGCUAUCAGGAGCAUUGCAGCAGCUCAUCUCAAGAGAAACAAAUCCCCUCCAAAGUCAAGGAUGGUGUCAGCGAGUCUCAAUUCAACCAAGUCUUGAACAUUGAACUGGAUCAAAUCAUUGAGACUAACCAGGCAGUGAGAAUGUCAGCUACUUUCUAUAUUACAGGAUGGCUAGCAAUCUAUUUCUCUGAGGGAGCUUGGUCACUUGACAUAGGAAGGUUUUUAACUGGAUAUAUAUCGAAUUGGAGUUUUCUCUUAUGUGAUAUUCAUAACAUUUAG
Rosa chinensis is the source of this 402-nucleotide messenger RNA. Its product is annotated as sugar transporter ERD6-like 8. NCBI's taxonomy places the organism in Eukaryota, Viridiplantae, Streptophyta, Magnoliopsida, Rosales, Rosaceae. The transcript has 8 exons. The coding region runs from base 1 to 402 and encodes 133 amino acids. The record is from RefSeq and is a predicted model, not a curated record. Gene Ontology annotation, molecular function: nucleic acid binding.